UUGAAAUUUGACAUCGUACAACCAUCAUUAUAAUCGAAUAAUAGGAAAUUUUCAACAGCAGACGACCAGCUAUAGAAAAUGCCCAAGAAAAAAACAGGACAACGAAAAAAAGCCGAAAAACAAAAAUUACGACUUAAAGAAAUUCGUAGUCGAGAAAUACCACUCGCUGAUGUGCCAUGCAAUGCGCCAAUGGAAUGUGACAAAUGCGAACGUAAGCAAAAAUCGAGAGCAUUUUGUUAUUUCUGCCAAUCGUUGCAACGCUUACCAAUAUGUGCCCAAUGUGGCAAAGUCAAGUGCAUGCUAAAGACAGGAGACUGUGUUGUCAAACAUGCUGGCGUUUAUACCACCGGCCUUGGAAUGGUCGGAGCAAUUUGUGACUUUUGUGAAGCAUGGGUGUGUCACGGACGCAAAUGCUUGCAGUCACACGCUUGCACUUGCCCACUUCAGAACGCCAUUUGUUUGGAAUGCGAAAGAGGCGUAUGGGAUCAUGGCGGUAGAAUUUUUAAAUGUUCAUUCUGUGAGGGAUUCUUAUGUGAGGACGACCAAUUUGAACAUCAAGCUUCAUGUCAAGUCUUGGAGAGUGAAAACUACAAAUGUCAGUCGUGUAAUCGUUUGGGACAAUAUUCAUGUUUGCGUUGUAAAACUUGCUAUUGUGAAGAUCACGUAAAGCGCAAAGGCUUUAAGUAUGAAAAGAACAAGCCAAUACCAUGUCCAAAGUGUAAUUACGAAACGUCCGUCACAAAGGACUUGAGUAUGUCUACACGUUCGCAUAAGUUUGGACGUCAACAGCAAGGUGGUGCUUAUGGGGAUAGCGAUGAUGAUUAUGGUGGCGGUGGUUUUUAUAGUUAUGGAGGAGGUGCUUCAACUUCUGGUUACGGCCAAGAUGAGUAUGAAGACGACGACGAUGAUGAAGAUGAUGAUGACUAUGAAGAAGAUGAGUCGGAUGAAGAAAGUGAAGAAUCACAAGCCAGUGAAGAGGAUGAAAAAAAAGAACAAAAUGUAGAUAGCAGCAAAAAAUCAUCAAAUCAUUAAAAUUAUGCAAGUUUGAUAUUUGGAAAAAAUUGUGUUUUUUUACUUAGUUGCAUUUGAAUAAAUACAGUGUUUAAAAACGA
This is a messenger RNA of Lucilia cuprina (Australian sheep blowfly), 1112 nucleotides long. RefSeq names its product zinc finger protein 330 homolog (gene Noa36). Lineage: Eukaryota; Metazoa; Arthropoda; Insecta; Diptera; Calliphoridae. Gene Ontology annotation, molecular function: zinc ion binding. Gene Ontology annotation, cellular component: nucleus. The transcript has a single exon. The record is from RefSeq and is a predicted model, not a curated record. The coding region runs from base 79 to 1032 and encodes 317 amino acids.